AUGCUGAACCUCUCAAUCCCAAUACUUCUUGCCACCGUGGCCAGAGCCUUUGCCAAUCCAACCGACUGUCCCCCGCAGGGUCGUCUUGUUGACCUUGGCUAUGCGAAGCAUGUCCCCACGUUUGUCAACAAAACCGUCUCUGGACAUAAGGUUACAAUCUACAAGAAUAUCCGCUUUGCUAAAGAACCAACCGGAAACCUUCGAUUCCGGGCACCGGAUACUAGACUCCCCAAAGUCAAUGGCGUCCAAGAUGGUAAAGUGCCGUGGGCAAGUACAAGUUGCGUCUCCUCUGCGCCAGGAUAUGUCCCCUUUCCCGACAUCAACGGCACUACCUGGGGACGGGAGGACUGUCUGUUCCUUGAUGUUUAUGUACCAGACGGCGUGAAGCCAGGCGACGAUGUUCCCGUGCUACACAACUUCUUUGGCAGUGCGUACGCUUUUGGAAGCAAGGAUAUUAUGUUUUCGCCAAUGGGCUUGUUUGAUAGAAUGUUUGAGGACCAUGCUGGCAAAUUCAUAUUUGUGACAAACAAUUAUAGACUUGGCGUGCCAGGUUGGACCUAUGCCGCAGGCGAAGACAUGGACGGCAAUGUCGGUAUGCUGGACUGCAUCGCCGCCGCAGAAUGGACAGCCAAGUACAUUGGCAAGUUUGGCGGUGACGGUCGACGUAUUACGGCAGUUGGACAAAGUGCGGGAUCCGGCAUGAUGUAUUACAUGAUGGUUGCUUAUGGCGGUCGUCGCAAACUCCCAUUUCAGCAGGCAUAUUUGUCGUCGCCUGCUGGUGGCCCGAAGCGAAAUGUUACCGAGCGGCAGAAGAAGCUGUUUGACCUGGUGCUCAAGACUGCCAAUUGUACAACGCUACAAUGCCUACGAUCCGUCCCUGAGAAGACCAUGAUAGCGGUUAACAAUGAAUUGAUCAACAACAUGCCCUCAGAAAGCGGCGGCGGUCAGAUAGGAGCUCUCCAUGGGUUUGGUCCUGCUCCAGAUGGGAAAAUCGUACCCGACCUGCCACUGGUCCUGCUGAAAAGGGGACAAUUUUACAAAGGGCUCAAAGGUUUGAUUUUAGGCAGUAUGGCCCUUGAAGGUAAGGGAACAUCGCACGACACCGACCUACCAGAGUAUUUCCCUAUCUUGGUACGACAGCAAAUGCCCUCAGCAAGCAACGUCACCGUUCAGACGUUGCAAGAUGAAUACUAUGACGCCAACGAUCUCCCCAAAAUGGCCUGGGAUUGGACAACAGAUGUUGUGUUUGCGUGCAAUGCAAACAAUCUCGCCAAUGCAUUGCCGAAUCUAGCGAAGAGAUAUAUUAUGUCGACGCCGCCGGCGAUUCAUGGACAAGAUCUAGUGUAUUUCUUCAACAACGAGAAUAUCACCCCUGUCAAUGACACUGACCUGGUGAAUGGCUUUCAAAGACGACUCCUCAAGUUUGUCAAUGGCCAGAAGUUGGAUUGGCCGGCUUGGGGUUCCGCAAAGGGCAUGUACAACAUCAAAGAGAGUUUCGAGGCGACGACAUUGCCGGAGAAGCUGAGGCAUCGAUGCGAUUUGUUGAACAAGUUCAUCCUCGAUCCAGUGAACGGCGCGUAA
Messenger RNA from Pochonia chlamydosporia 170, 1581 nucleotides. RefSeq names its product lipase. Bases 1 to 1581 code for a protein of 526 amino acids. The transcript has 4 exons. NCBI's taxonomy places the organism in Eukaryota, Fungi, Ascomycota, Sordariomycetes, Hypocreales, Clavicipitaceae. The record is from RefSeq and is a predicted model, not a curated record.